AUGGAGAUCAACUGUUUACACGACAAUCCGCGUGCCGCGAAACAGAUUGAUAAUGCACCCGCGAGUUCACUAAGAUUAAUGCAUGAAGUAAUAUUUGAUGUUGUUGCGCCGCGAAUGAAACAUAAAUUUGUACGCACUUUUUCGGGUUUUGGUUUCACCAAAAACUCAAAAAAGUAUGAACAUUUAGGAAGGAGAAUUUACGAGAAAUUCUCAGUAAAGCAGUUAACAACCGCGUGCAAUAUGUUAGAUAUUGACGACAGUGGUAAGAAAGACGAGAUGUGGGAUCGCGUGUGUGAAGUGCUCAGAGACUUGAACAACUUAAAGAAGCACCAGCUACCCGACGAUGAUUCAAACGACGAGGACGACGACGGCGAUGAAGAAGACGACUACGACGACGACGGCGAUGAAGAAGACGACUACGACGACGACGGCGAUGAAGAAGACGACUACGACGACGACGGCGAUGAAGAAGACGACUACGACGACGACGGCGAUGAAGACGACUACGACGACGACGAAGACGACAACGACGACGACGACGACGACGACGAGAACGACAACGACGUGAAUUUACAACACUUAAGACGAAAAAUGCUUCAUUCUUGUGAUCGAAAAAAUUUGGAUAACCGUGCUAAAGUUAAAGACGACGAAAUACCAAGAGGAAGCCAAAGGCGUAAGAAGUGCAGCUCCCAACUCUGCAAGGAGAAGAAGAAAUCGAGAAGACGAUACGAGGACGAGGAUGAAUUCUAA
Dalotia coriaria is the source of this 750-nucleotide messenger RNA. RefSeq names its product coiled-coil domain-containing protein 1-like. The record is from RefSeq and is a predicted model, not a curated record. NCBI's taxonomy places the organism in Eukaryota, Metazoa, Arthropoda, Insecta, Coleoptera, Staphylinidae. The transcript has a single exon. The coding region runs from base 1 to 750 and encodes 249 amino acids.